UUGCUAAUCUUUGAUGUUGGUUUGUGCAAAAAUUCAGUUUUAGUUGCAUUUUGGAACUGCGGUGUGCAUCAACAUGACGGCGGCCAGAUUGAUACUUUUUUAUGCUGUGGUGGCUGUCCUUGCAGCCAGCUGCUCAGCUGGCUUAUUGGACCAACUUAUUCCCUCCAUAACGUCCAAGUAUUACUCCCACAUGCCGACCAAGGAUGGUUAUCGCUUUGAACUGAAGGAGCCAAAUGGCAGCACACGCGAGGAGGUGGGAAUUAUUAUGAAUCCAGGCACGCCCGACGAGCAGUUGGUUGUGAUGGGCAUCUACUCCUCGUACGAUGAGAACACUGAUACCGAAAGUAUUACCAUGUACACUGCCGAUAAGGGUGGAUACAAUACGCAGUAUAAAUUUAAGAAGCGCAAGCUAAACUCCGCUGCUCUAAAGUCACUCGCCCAAGGCUAAGAAUUGUGUUCAGUAUGUGAAAUGACUUUUUCAAAUGUGAUGGAUUCGAUUAAAUUAGUUGCAAUUAUGUUUAAGACUUGAAAAAAUCAGCUUUCAUUGGCUAUUAUUUAUUGUAAGCACGAA
Drosophila hydei is the source of this 571-nucleotide messenger RNA. RefSeq lists its product as uncharacterized. NCBI's taxonomy places the organism in Eukaryota, Metazoa, Arthropoda, Insecta, Diptera, Drosophilidae. The transcript has 3 exons. Bases 74 to 448 code for a protein of 124 amino acids. The record is from RefSeq and is a predicted model, not a curated record.